Sesamum indicum (sesame) is the source of this 2315-nucleotide messenger RNA. Lineage: Eukaryota; Viridiplantae; Streptophyta; Magnoliopsida; Lamiales; Pedaliaceae. The record is from RefSeq and is a predicted model, not a curated record.
UGACCCAUUCGUAUUGAAGAUUUUGCUGCGCAAUUUUGGGUGAAAUUCUCCGUCUCUUCCUUCAUCUCUCUAGGGUUCUUAUUUUCUGCUACUCAUCGGCAUUGUAAUCUCAUCAAAAUUUCACAUACUGAUCAAUGAAACAAACUCUAUUUCCAUAGAAAAUGGGGUUCAAUGAAGUGUACAAGUAUUUGCAGGAACUUUUCCCGAUGGUUGAUCCUCGUGCUAUUAGAGCUGUUGCUCUUGAGCACAGCAAUGAUGCUGCUGCAGCUGUUGUGGCAGUGGUUGAGGAGGUCAUCCCUUUCUUUAUUCAAAGGUCUAGACCGAGUACUCCUUUGAGUCAGAGUAUUUAUGCGGGUGAAUCCUCUGAAGCUCCUGUAGUUGUGCCUGUCGAAACUCGAACUGCAGAUGCGGCAUCUGUUAACACAAUGGUCUCAGCUGAAGUGCAAGAUGGUUAUAAUGUCAAUACUGGAAAUCAACAGUUUUUCAAUGAUGCUGAUGAUGAGAAUAAUGAACCUUUCUAUGAUACAUAUGAUAGGUGUCAUGAAGGAGAUGAUAAUACCAAUGAAUUGAUACUGUCAGAGGUAACUCAUGAAAAUAGGAUCAAGACGAGUGCUGAUGUGUUCUCUCAGGAUAAACCUGUCAUGUUGAUAGAUAAGAAUGCAGUAAAUACACUUCAAAUUGAAGUAUCAGGAGACCCCGGAAUAGAGGAGAAAAUUUCAGGUAGUAGUUGUCCAGGAAGCAGCAUCAAAUUUUCAUCUGAGAGUAACCCUCAUCAAAUGCUGACAACAAUGCACGAUGUGGAUAUGGGUCUCAAUCAGAAAAUGAAUCUUGUUCAGGAAAGGCAGGACACUUCAGGCCACCUAGAGAGGGAUUCUGGAACUGCUACCGAUGAAGAAAAUAAUCUGGACAAGUCUAGUGCAGAUGGCAACAACUCUAUGGACGAGACCGCUCUCUUAACUGGUUGUGAUCUAACUAUUACCAGCUUAAAAAGCAGUGCCCAGUUGGUAGAAGUCCCUCACAUAGAUGAAAGUAAUUUAGAUAAAUUAGAAGUAAGUUUGUUAACUCAUACUGCUUCCAAGAUGGAAACUGAGAGCAGCAUUUUUCGCCAUGAAGAUGAGCCUGCUUUAAAUGCCACCAUGUCCCAAUCUAGUCAAAUCCAUAGUAUUGAUGUCCUUGAGGAAAUUAUUGGAGAUGCAAGAAAUAAUAAGAAAACAUUAUUCAUGGCAAUGGAUUCUGUUAUCAGCUUGAUGAGGGAUGUUGAGCUUAAAGAGCAAGCUGCAGAACAAGCCAAAAAGGAAGCUGCAAUAGGGGGUACUCAUAUACUGGAUAAGGUUGAAGAGCUUAAACAAAUGCUGCCACAUGCGAAGGAGGCAAAUGACAUGCAUGCCGGGGAAGUGUAUGGCGAAAAGGCUAUCCUAGCAACUGAGUUGAGAGAGCUUCAGUCUCGCGUGCUCUCCCUGUCAAUUGAAAGGGACAAAUCUCUUGCAGUUCUUGAUGAGAUGCGUCAUACUUUAAAGGUGCGAUUAGCUACAGCUGAGAAUGCCAUAAAAUCUGCGGAGCAGGAAAAACUAGAAAAGGAAAAGGUUGCAUGCAAAGCACUGGCUGAACAGGAAUUAAUUAUGGAAAAGGUGGUCCAAGAGUCGAGGAUCCUGAGAAAACAGGCAGAAGAUAAUGAAAAAUUGCGGGAGUUCCUUGCGGAUCGUGGUCAUUUUGUGGAUAUGUUGCAAGGAGAAAUAGCUGUCAUAUGUCAGGAUGUGAGACUGCUAAAGGAGAAAUUCGACGAGCACAUCCCACUUAGCAAAUCACUUUUUUCCAGCCAGACCAGCUUCAUUUUAGCUUCUUCCAACACAUCAUUUAAAAGCCUGAGUCCUGAUCAAGUGGAAAUAGUACCUGAGAGAGAUGAUUCAUUAGAGAUUCAAAAGAAAGAGACCAUAAACAGAUCUUUGAAGAAGAUGCAGCCAGAGAAGAGCACGAGGCACUGGUAGACGAUGGAUGGGAUAUUUUUGACAAACGUGAAAUUGAUGUGUGAGUAGGUGGCAUGCCCCAAAAGAUUGAAAUCAAAUUUCAUUCCAUCGCUUCUACUAGCUUUACUAUUCUAACUUCCAGAUUUUGUUAAUAAUAUAACCUUUUCAUUUAUGUCAAAUAGAAAGAUAUUUGCAAAUUUAGCUACGUGUGGGACCAAGGGCAGUUUGAUAUGGAUAUCAAGAAAUCGAACUGGCCAAUGAUUUGGGGCUUCUAUUGUUAGAUAUGUUUAAGGCUAAAAUGUGGCAAGUAUCUUAAUUUGCUGAUAUAUGUUAGUUGUGUUCAAUCUGCUA